Grammomys surdaster is the source of this 1328-nucleotide messenger RNA. It is a transcript of the gene Edaradd, whose product is annotated as EDAR associated death domain. The record is from RefSeq and is a predicted model, not a curated record. NCBI's taxonomy places the organism in Eukaryota, Metazoa, Chordata, Mammalia, Rodentia, Muridae. Bases 105 to 722 code for a protein of 205 amino acids. Gene Ontology annotation, molecular function: protein binding. The transcript is spliced from 6 exons. Gene Ontology annotation, biological process: signal transduction.
CUUUGCCACGGCAGGAGGUCGGGUCCCGGCGAUCCUGCUGUUCUCGGGGGUCCCAGAGACUGCCCACCCCUGCUCGGACACUCAUCUGUCCUCUCCCGGUCUUCAUGGCUUCUCCGGAUGACCCUCUGCGCUCAGAUCACAUGGCAAAGGAGCCAGUGGAGGACACGGACCCCAGCACUUUAUCCUUUGCCAUGUCAGACAAGUAUCCCAUUCAAGACACUGGCCUCCCUAAAGCUAAGGAGUAUGAUACAGUCACUUCCAACUGUCCACCAAACUCUGAUGAUCAACAUCAGGGAGAAGAAAAUGACUUUCCAGACAGCACUGGAGAUCCCCUUUCAGGUGUCAGCAGAACCCAGUCAUGUAAGGAGGGUUGCUCUUGCUCUUCCUGCUCUCCGAGGGCCCCCAUCAUCAGCGACUUGCUCAACGAUCAGGACUUGCUAGAUGUGAUCAGGAUCAAGCUGGAUCCAUGUCACCCGACCGUGAAGAACUGGAGGAAUUUUGCCAGCAAAUGGGGCAUGCCCUAUGAUGAGCUGUGCUUCCUGGAACAGAGGCCCCAGAGCCCCACGCUGGAGUUCUUAUUCCGAAACAGCCAGAGGACUGUGGGCCAACUGAUGGAGCUCUGCCGACUUUACCACAGGGCUGAUGUGGAGAAGAUCCUGCGCAGGUGGGUGGAUGAGGAGUGGCCCCACCGGGGACACUCAGACAGUUCCAUGCACUUCUAGAAUCCCCUCCUCUGGCAUCGGCCUUAUUGCUUGCUGGACCAGCAUGGCUCACAGGGAGAACGUACCUGCUCUUAAGGUUUUCGGAUGAGAAUACGGCAUGGGCAGUGCUUGUCCCUGAAGCUGGUGACUUGUGGAAGGAUGGGUUGUUUCAGUGGCAGGUAUUUGUUUCCUUUUGCACAUUUCUUUUAAUUUAAUAUUUGAACCUGGAAUCGGGGAAGAAUACUUUGUAGGCCACCUAGGGCCAGAGCCUGUGGCUGGGACAGAGUCAUGUCAACAUGGAAAGAAAACAACACUCUCCUUAAAUACUGCCAAGAUUGCAGCGGGAUCCCAAACUAUCCAUGUCUCUGGACAUGUCCGAGUCAUCUCAUACAGAAUCUUUUCACUCCCAGCCUAGCAGAAGAUGGCAUGGAGAUGUCACCCUGGCCUGUUCACUGUUACUGUUUCUGUCGUAAAAGGCUUAGGAGAUCAAGAGAAUACUGUAUAAUGUGGCCCAGAUACAUGGGCUUAUUUUUUUUUAAUCAAAUACUUUUGUAAUCUAUAGGCUAUCAAUACUGUCAUUGAAUUUAGCAUUUUUUAAAAGAAAUACAAAGUGUGUGGUUUGUUGGA